AUGGCAGACAAGCAGAUCAAAACUCUGUGCUUGCUAGGAUGCGGGAACUUGGGAGGCGCGAUCCUCGACAGCUUGCUGAAUGCCCCGCAAGAUGAAGCCCUCUUCACCAAAUUUAUCGCCUGUGUGCGCAGUCAACAAUCCGAAGAAAAACUAGCCGGUCGAUUUUCAACACAUCAAGACCGAUUGACAAUCAACCGCGGUGACAAUGUUAAGGCCGUUCACGAAGCCGACGUGACUAUUCUCGGAGUAGAUCCUGCAGACAUCGAAAAGGUGUUAACACAAAACGGAUUACAAGAAGCACUGGGAGACAAGCUUCUGAUCAGCAUCGCAGCUGGAUGGACGCGACAAAAGCUCGAAGAGACAAUCUACGGAAGCCAAACGACUGAAGAAAACAAAUUCGGUCGCGCAUGGGUAGUGCGCACUCUUCCAAAUAUAGCUGCUCAGGUUUCGCAGUCCUUGACUGCGAUUGAGGUCUCCGAGCCCUCUCCACCAGAGCGCUAUCUUCAGAUGACGACGGCAAUUUUUGAGCGUAUUGGACGCGCAGUUCAUAUUGAUCCGAAACUCAUGAAUGCCACCACUGCAGUUGGAGGAUCUACCCCAGCUUUCUUCGCUAUCAUUUGUGAUGCUAUGAUUGAUGCGGCGGUGGCGGUCGGGGUUCCUCGGGACUUGGCACAUACCAUGAUAUUCCAGUCGAUGCAGGGAACAGCUACCAUGCUUCAAAGUGGGAUCCAUCCCUCCAUUCUGAGAGAUCAGGGUACUUCACCUGAAGGAUGUACGAUUGGUGGUGUGAUGGUUCUUGAGGAAGCAGGUGUUAGAGGUCAUGUUGGCCGUGCUCUGCGGGAGGCAGUGACUCUGGCCCGUUUGAUGGAAACAGAGACCCACGUCAACGACACAAGACGUUAA
Molecule: messenger RNA, 903 nt
Organism: Penicillium angulare
Lineage: Eukaryota; Fungi; Ascomycota; Eurotiomycetes; Eurotiales; Aspergillaceae
Product: pyrroline-5-carboxylate reductase family protein
Exons: 2
Coding region: 1-903 (300 amino acids)
Biological process (GO): L-proline biosynthetic process
Molecular function (GO): pyrroline-5-carboxylate reductase activity
Source: RefSeq, a predicted model, not a curated record